GGGGUCUCUGAGCGGCACCAUGAGCACCACUCACUCCAGGCUCUGAUUAGGCAGGGACAGAAGGGCCCAGUGUCCCCACUGCCAGGCUUCGGCUGCCUCCUGAGGCAGAUGGUGGUUUGUGAACUGUGCCACAGAGCGCAGUGGGGAGCCAACACAGCCUGUUGCUCAGGGCUUGAAAGAGAAAGAAGGGACGUGGAGGGCCAAUGGCUGAUUGGAGCGUGCCACUCAGCACCCUGGGGGAAGCCGCCCUGGCCAGGCUCUCCGAGCUCCUGGACAGCUCCACCCGGGGCUGGCGAAAGCUGGCUGAAGUCGCUGGUGCGGAGAAACACUUCAAAUUCAGUGAGGAGGAGCUGGAAGUAUGUUCCCUGAAGGUCCUGGAGGCCCGUGGGAGCCCCAGCCAGCACCUCCUGCAGCUGCUGUCUGAGCGAGACUGCACCCUUAAGUACCUGCUCUGCUGCUUAGAAAAGAUGGGACACACCGAGGCCUUCCAGUUUGUCAGCAGUGUUGUCCAAGAAUUCAUCCGGAUCACGGUGCAGCCAGAAUCCCAGGUGGUUACAGAAGGGACUCGCGUGUCCUUGUCCUGCCGGGCAAGUGGGCCACCUGGACUCAGCUACCAGUGGUUCUGUGGGAAGCACGAGGUACCUGGUGCCACCUUUCCUGAGCUGGUGAUAGACCCAGCUACCCUGCAGACCCUGCCUGCCUGGUACAUCUGCCGAGUGAACUGCGGGACCAACUUUUCCUUCUCCAAAUGGGCCCGGGUCCAGGUCAAGAGAAGAAGCAGCCCAGCCUCAGCAUCCUCUCCAGCAAGCGGCUAUUGCCCAACCAUGGUGGGCUUGCAGAUCGUCCAGCAGCCCCAGCCCUGCACCCUGGACGAAGGGAAAACCCUCCAGCUGCAGUGUAUGGCCAUUGGGAACCCCCCACCCCAGUACCAGUGGUUCCGAAAUGGGAUUGUGAUCGAGGGGGCGCGGGACCCCUGCUUCCAGGUGAAGCUGGUGACAACUGCAGAGAGAGGCUGCUACUCCUGCAAAGUGUUCAACCUCUUCCAUGAGUUGUGGAGCAAGGAUGUGGAUGUGGAGAUUGGACCACGGUUGUUCACCUCUGGGACAGGCUGGCAGGAGGGAGAGGCUGGGACUGUCCCAGAGCAGAGUGGCCACAGCCAGCUGUAUGCCACAGACAAAGUGGCCCUGCUGAUAGGGAACAUGACCUACCUGCAUCACAAGCACCUGAAAGCCCCCAUGGUGGACGUGCAUGAGUUGACCAACCUGCUCCGCCAGCUGAACUUCAAGGUAGUCUCCCUGUUGGACCUCAGCAAGGCCGAGAUGCAGAUGGCUGUCAACGAAUUCCUCCUCCUCCUGGACAAGGGCGUAUACGGCUUGCUCUACUACGCCGGCCAUGGCUACGAGAACUUUGGGAACAGCUUCAUGGUGCCUAUCGAUGCGCCGGGAUCCUACACGUCGGAGCACUGCCUGUGCGUGCAGAGUGUGCUGCAGAGCAUGCAGCAGCGGCAAACUGGCCUCAACAUUUUCCUGCUGGACAUGUGCCGCAAGAGGAACCUGAAUGACGACAUCAUCCCGCAGGUGGGAGCGCUGCAGGUCACGGCCAACAUUGUGUUUGGCUAUGCCACAUGUGCUGAUGCAGAGGCCUAUGAGCUCAGCCAGGGAGAGCUCUCCAAUGGGAUCUUUGUCAGCUUCCUGAAGAGGUGGCUGCUGGAGGAUGAGAAGAUCACAGUGCUGCUAGACAAGGUGGCUGAAGACAUGGGAACCUUAGAGAUCACCAGGGGCAGGCAGGCACUGGAGCUACGGAGCAACUUGUGUGAGAGACGAGCCCUCACCGAUCCAAUUAAGCCAUCUGAGGGCCCGGAGGAAGUCUCUGUUAGGAACUUGCAAUGGGUCAAGGCUCAUGUCCUCCCAGAAAGCCGAUACCUCCAGUUUGACUGUGGGGUCCGAGUCCAGCUGGGCUUUGCCGCUGAGUUCUCCAACAUCUUGAUCAUCUACACGCACAUAGUGGUGACACCAAAAGAGAUCACGAGGUGUGAGGCAAAGCUUACGGACAUCCCGGAGGAGCUGGAUGUGGAUUUGAAGUUCACCAACAAGGAGAGCCCAGAGGAGAUGGGGAGCACUCUCUCCCAGGCCUCAAGCACCCACUUCCCAGACUGCUGCCUCUACAGCCGGCUCUGUGGCCUGCAGAAGCUGAAAAAGGAACUGACCUUCACCAUUUGCCUGCAGUACCAAUACCGAGGAAUUGAUGACUUUAUUGAGGAGAGCCAGUCAGUAAAUAUUGGGAAGCCACUGAUUGCAAAGCUCAACCUCUGUGUCAGUGAUGGGCCAGGGGGCUUUGCAAGUGCCCACUCUCCACUGGUUGGCAUGGAUGUGUGUGCAGAUGUCUUUACUGGCUCUUUCCAAAGCAUUGGGGAGACCUCACAGUCGCCGGCUGCUUCUGAUGCCUGCAGGAGUCUCCCUUCUGGCUCCCGCGUUGGCAGCUGGUGUGGCGAUGAUACCCAGUGGGUGAACACCCCCGAGGAGAACCUGAGUCCUGAGUUCCCAGCCUCUAAUUCCGUGUAGACCUUGCCAUUUGGCCAAAGC
Messenger RNA from Alligator sinensis (Chinese alligator), 2582 nucleotides. RefSeq names its product mucosa-associated lymphoid tissue lymphoma translocation protein 1-like. Lineage: Eukaryota; Metazoa; Chordata; Crocodylia; Alligatoridae. The record is from RefSeq and is a predicted model, not a curated record. Gene Ontology annotation, biological process: proteolysis. The transcript has 17 exons. Bases 204 to 2561 code for a protein of 785 amino acids. Gene Ontology annotation, molecular function: cysteine-type endopeptidase activity.